AGUCGCGCGAGAGCGAUAUCACACGAGCUCCGAUGGAAUUAUAGUCCGGCCACCUUCAACAGCCUCGAGGACGAGUUAUCAUUUCCUAUCUCCCUGUUAUCAUGAGGCCAACUUGCGAUCUUGUCAUUUUAAUCCUCUUCGCUGACGCCCUUUGCCAUACCUGGGCUCUUUUCUCGCCGAAUCCCGAGAAGCUUUUGAGCAUUUAUUUGCGAUUAUACAAUGGAGACACGCUGGACGAGUUUGUGGACGUGUACGUGGAAAAUGCUACAAUGUUGCUCCCUAAAAUGCAACUGUCACGUAAAACCGCGUUUUACAUCCACGGAUACACCGAAAGUGUGGACUCGAAUAGUGUGAAAACCAUCGUCGGAGGAUAUCUGAAGCGCCAGGAUCACAAUAUCAUCGCCGUUGACUGGAGCAAACUGGCGGCGAGUCCUUACAUCAGUGCGAUUUCCAAUAGCAAAGAUGUCGGGAUCACUAUUGCUCGGGCUAUACAGAAAAUGGUCGAAGGAGGUUUAAGUCGCGAGAAAAUACACGUCAUUGGACAUUCCUUGGGUGCACAAGUCGCGGGAUUCCUUGGGAAAAACAGUAAUUUCCCGAUUCCAAGGAUAACGGGCCUGGACCCCGCGGGACCUUUCUAUAAUUUAGUUAUACCUCAUCUCGAGGCUGGCGACGCCGACUUUGUGGACAUUAUUCAUACGGAUGCAGGAAUAUACGGAACGAGAUUAGUUACAGGCUCUGUAGACUUUUUCCCAAAUGGCGGCGUUCGCGUCCAGCCUGGAUGCCCCGCCACCUUUGAAAUUGAAAGUCAGGAAGAUUUUUGUAGCCAUCAUCGAUCCUGGGUUUUCUACGCGGAAUCGUUGACAGAUGAGGACUCCUUUAUCGGCAGAAACUGUUCCUCUUAUCUUCGUUUCACCACGGGGGAGUGUGACAACAAUGAUACUGCUGUAAUGGGCUAUGCAACACCUCCAAAUACGAAUGGCACUUUCUACUUGAAAACCAAUUCGCAGUCCCCUUACGGCAGGAAACUCGAAGGGGCCGAAGGAAGCCUGUAACUAACGACCACAGGAUAGUAAUACACCUUCCUCGACAAAUUUCUCUCCAGGCGAGAGUAAAGACCUUCCCACAAGCUGAUACGGUUUAACAACCUCUUCGACUCCGUAAAGACACUUUUCCAUUCCCAUCGAUAAGCCAUAGAUGCAUCGCCACCCAUCCGUGAGAUUUUUCCACAAUUUUCCAUCACCAAUCAAGAUCAACAUCAAGACGUCGAGAUCAACCGCACUUGAGCUAGUCAAUUAGACACACUUGCCGUGGGGCUAUUCCCUCGAAACUAACGAAAAAAAAGGUAAUAAUAAUAACAAAAAAAAAAAAACGAUUUCAUUGAGAACCGAUUGCCUUUGAUUUCAUAUGAUGAACGAUGCGAUUCGGUAACGAGUGACAGUCGACCUUAAAACGUUUUUCGGUGAUUUCCAAUGAUUUCCAGUAAUUUCGAGCCUCCGAAUAAUCCCUCGGGAAUUUGCAUGAAAAGUAAAGGAUAGAUGACCAUCACAUCUUGCUGAAGUACCUUCUAAGGUGUUCGUGGGUAAUCUUGCAAGGCUGGUUCCUGGUUAUUAAUAUGCAAACCAUGAAUAUACAUAAAGAUCAGAGCUGCAACCGUCAGUUAUUGUAAAAAGUCGGACCGUACACCGAAACAAUGAGACUGCAUAAUGCGAGAUGGUCUUCCGGGCUUGAUGUCCGCUCAUAAAGGAAACGCUUCGAGGAGGACUUAGCCGAAGAGAUUUUUAAUUUCCGGUACUCUUCGUCGCGACAGUAGUUGGCGGAACACGUGUCGUAAUUCCCGCUUCGGUCACUCUUUUGCAAUUGAAUUGUCGUAGCCAGCUGUCAUUCGUGUCGGAGUGAACGUCGGUGAUUAAAGCACUGGCAAGGCCACUCGAGGGACUUUAUUCAAAUCUCUGGCACUGUGGAAACCAAUAAACGCACCUUCCAGUCCUAGAAGCGCGCA
Messenger RNA from Orussus abietinus, 1999 nucleotides. RefSeq names its product pancreatic triacylglycerol lipase. Gene Ontology annotation, molecular function: lipase activity. Gene Ontology annotation, biological process: lipid metabolic process. NCBI's taxonomy places the organism in Eukaryota, Metazoa, Arthropoda, Insecta, Hymenoptera, Orussidae. Bases 102 to 1052 code for a protein of 316 amino acids. The record is from RefSeq and is a predicted model, not a curated record. The transcript is spliced from 7 exons.